UUUGGCAUUGUACAAAAAAUUGCUUCGUUAUUCAAACAGUUUAAAGUACACGGACAAGUCGUACUACUGCGCCAGAGUUAGGGGAGAGUUUGGGAAAAAUCGCAAUAUAUUGGACAAUUCUGUAAUCCAUUUUCAAUAUCAGAAAGGAUUACAAUUUCUCUCGCAGCGUCGACUUUUAUAACCAGUCCAUCAUCAUCAACCACUAUGGCCUUCAGAUUUUCAAGUUUUUGUUUUAAACCAACUGCGUUUUCUGCAAGCAAGGGGGUAAAUUUGUCGUCGUCGUCCUUGAAAAUGCCGUUGCUGUAUCACAUGUCUUAUGGGAAUGGGAACAGCACAAAAAUCAAUAGUUUAGUAGUAAAAUCGUCGUGGUCAUUAAGAUUGUUUACUCGAUAUCCUGCUUGCUUUACUUUUAGUCAUGAUAACACUGUUAGAUUUGUUCAUUUUCGCCAGUACGUUGGAGUACGCCACAAGCACACGGAUGGAAUCGAUAGGUCUCGUGUCCCAAUUGUAAACGAAGAAGAUUUAGAGGAAUGGUACAUCAAGGGAAGUGGUCCUGGUGGGUCAAAUGUGAACAAGCGGACAAAUUGUUGUUGUUUAAAACAUAUACCCACAGGAAUCGUAAUUAAAUGCCACCUCGCCCGCGAUUUAUCCCAAAAUCGGAAACUAGCUCGGACAAUGAUGGUCGAAAAGUUAGAUGACAAUAUAAACGGAGACAUGAGUGUAAAUGCACAGUUAGAGCGACGGGCGCAGAAAAAAAUCAACGAGUCAGUUGUACGCCACAAGAGAACUCUGGACCUCAAACGCAGAUAUAAAGAACUAUUAGAAAAUGAAAAUAGUAAGAAUGAUGACGAAAGAGUCAUACCGUCCGCGUCGGAAGAAGUUGCAACGAAGCAACAAUCAACUUGAUUAUAAAUACUGCACACUGACUCGGCACAGUUACAUAGUUAUGAUUAGUUUAAUUAAGUUAAUUAUUAUUGUGCACGUCAUGUUAUUUGAUAAAUGAAUUAAUGAUGAUGCAGAUUAAAUAGACAUAGUAAUUUAAAAGUCAUUGAGUAAUAAGGUCAGUUAUUUAUUUAUUGAAAGUUGCAAUGUAUUUCAUGAUUUUAUUUGCAGUACUAUAAUUUAAUAAGUAGAACAAUCAGUUGUUGAGUAUUUACGCGUGUAUGACAUAAAAUGGGCCUUGACUCUCUGUUUCAAAUUA
Messenger RNA from Folsomia candida, 1201 nucleotides. RefSeq names its product probable peptide chain release factor C12orf65 homolog, mitochondrial. Lineage: Eukaryota; Metazoa; Arthropoda; Collembola; Entomobryomorpha; Isotomidae. Gene Ontology annotation, cellular component: mitochondrion. Gene Ontology annotation, biological process: translational termination. Bases 205 to 906 code for a protein of 233 amino acids. The transcript has 3 exons. The record is from RefSeq and is a predicted model, not a curated record. Gene Ontology annotation, molecular function: translation release factor activity.